Pelagomonas calceolata is the source of this 1968-nucleotide messenger RNA. The record is from the annotation of a GenBank genome assembly. Lineage: Eukaryota; Pelagophyceae; Pelagomonadales; Pelagomonadaceae.
UCGCCUCCAGACGCGCCGCAGCACGCGUGGGAGCAAAAGAAGCUGCCCGCGAGCUCGUCGGCGCCACCCGACGCCCUCGCCGCGGCAGCAGUCCGCGAAAUCAUCGUCGCGAGCCGCAAGCUCCUCGACCACCCAAGGAGCUGCCCCGCCCUCGGCAAAAGACCCACCAUGGACGAGCCCGAGCUGAACAUCGACGAGAAGGCCCAGCGCCAGUAUGAAUUGGUGGAAGCUUUGGUCGGCCGCAUGCAGCGCAUCUCGGCGAAGUCCACGGAGCGACUCCAAGGUUGCCGAGACGACCGCGACUGCUGGACGGACAAGUGCAGCCACGACAUCUCGACGAUCGAAGAUGAUAUCCGGGCGGAGAUGGGCCGGACCAAAAAAAGGCACAAGUCCAAGUUUUUACCUUCUGAUGGUGGUUCUCCCACAGUGACAUGGAGGCAUGCAAGAGAAACAGAUAAAGGCAAGCAGCUCGAAGAGACCAUCAACGAAGGCGUCGGGCACUUGUUUGCCGACGCGGGCACGAAGAAGUGGCGCAAGCCAUCGUUAGCUGGCGUCGGGAGCGUGGGCGGCGGCGACCGGCGCGCGCGCGCGAGGUGUGAAAAACGAUUAGCUCGCAAUUGCGAGCCCUACAUCAUGAGGAGCGUGGACAAGCUCACCUACCUCACGCCGGAGGACGCCGAGGCGUUUGAAAGAAAAUCAUUGGAUGAGGCCUCGGACUCGGGCGACGACGAAUUGCAGAGGAGGCAACGGCUGCCGCCGGGCAGCGAGCGCUUCCCGAUCCACGUCGCCGCCACCGAGAUGAACCCCAAGCUCCUACUAACAUACACGUGCGAGGGCAUGGUGUUACCCUCCGGAGCGCGCGUCUUUAAGAGGUUUGCGACGUGCCAGCUGUCGUGCCAUUUAUUCGUGUACAUGUACUGGUACGGCCACUGCCGCUUCUUCCAGGAAGACUCGGCGAAGGAGCAGGCCCACUUACUAAGGAGGGUCGCGACGUUAUAUGUGCGACUGCUGUCGGACGAGCGCUUCGCGAAGAACCGGGACUUCUUCUUCCGCUACUACCCUUAUGCGAUUGCGGCGUCCAUAAGCGCGGGGUUCCACUACUUGUGCCCCGGGUCGCGGAACAUGUACACGACGACGUUGAAGCGGCUGCUGUAUCGGCAAUGCGUCACCAUCCUUACAGGAGCGGACUGCUGCGCCGAGUCCGUCAUAGCGAUGAGGGAUCAGAUCCUCCCGGACGAAAUUGAUAAUGAUGGAGACGCGGCGCCGUCGUUGCCUCCGUUGACGGUGCCGGACUCGGAUGACGAACAUAGUAUCGAGGUCGACGCCUUCCUCGAAGAUCACCAAGACGUGGAGAGCGUCCCGGAGGUGCCUACGAUCAUCCCGGCGUCGAUGGCGUCGACGAUCAUUUUUGAUGGACCGCCUGUGGAAGAAGAGGGUGAACUGGUCGCGGCGCGGCGCACCGGAGGCGGGAAGCAGCUCGAGGCCUGGGAGCAGCGGGAGAUCAAGCGGAGGGCGCCUCCCCCAGAACCCGUCACGAGCUUGGUCGGAGCCCGGGAAUCGCUCCGAUUCGGGCCCGCGCUGCCGGAGGGCCGGAAGACGCUCUUACCAAGGCAGCCGCGGGGGCGCUUCGACGCGGCCGCGCGGUCGAAGCUGUUGGACCAGUUCAUGGAGAAGCCGCGGUUGGGGCGAUCACAAAACGUCGACCGCACGGAGCCCGUGCCCUGGUGCAAGACCGGCGGCGUCGUCACGCACGUCGCCGCGCCGCGCAAAAAGGCGUCGCGCGUCCAUUCCGAGUUGGUGAAGGAGAUCGAUGCUGCCAAAAAAGCGUUCGUCCGGGAUCUCGCCCAGAACAUGUCCAAUCAUCGGCAAGGCAUUAAGGAUUUGGAGGACGACGAGCGGCGGGUGAAUCGGGGCGGCGCGGCGGCGAAGGGGAGGUAUGCCUUGGACCGCGUCCUGGACUUCAUCGCC